AUGAACCCUUCAUAUCUGGAAUAUCCAUUAAUCGUCCAGCGCCUAAAAUCUUUUGAUGAGUGGAUACCAACCCAUCCUAUAAAACCAAUAGUACUAGCUGUUGCAGGUUUUUAUUAUACUGGUAAAAAUGAUAAAGUCUUGUGUGCUAUCUGCGGGGUAGUUGUCAAUAAAUGGUCUGUGUGCGACAUACCUUUAUAUAAACAUAAAGAGUGUUGCCUGUUUCUGGCAGCCUAUAAAAAAGCUCAAAAACUACUAGCAGUCGAUGAACGCCUAAAAACGUUUCCCCCACGUUACAAAACAGCUAAAAAGCUUGCAUCCUGUGGUUUUUACUACACAAAAGAAGAAGGGCUACGUUAUAUAACUAAUAAGGAUAUCACCACAUACAUUGCUAGAUUAGAUACAUUCCUACAGCAACCCGGCCCGUCUAAGCCUCUACGGCUUGCCAGUAUUAAAAGAGCUGCAGAGUUUGGUUAUAUACAAACAUAUGUAGGCUCGGAUAGUCGUGUGAUAAAAGCAGACAUCUGUUUAAUCAUAGAUGUUACUGUAAAAGAAGACAUUGCUGUGAAUAACGAGGUUAUUCAAAAUGGGCGUCUUAUUUGUAAAAUUUGCUUCAAUAACGAAAUUAAUACAGUGUCGUUGCCCUGUGGCCAUGCUGCGAAGUGCUUAGACUGUUCUGCUGUAGUUCAAGAGAGUUGUUGUAUAUGUAGAGCACCUAUUGUAUUCACAACAAGACUUUAUAUUUAA
Diabrotica virgifera virgifera (western corn rootworm) is the source of this 744-nucleotide messenger RNA. RefSeq names its product baculoviral IAP repeat-containing protein 3-like. The transcript has a single exon. The coding region runs from base 1 to 744 and encodes 247 amino acids. Lineage: Eukaryota; Metazoa; Arthropoda; Insecta; Coleoptera; Chrysomelidae. The record is from RefSeq and is a predicted model, not a curated record.